AUGGCGCCGGCCGUCGACGCAAGCGAAGCAACACUCCCUGUAGAUACCGAAGCAGAAGUCGCAGCAAGAGCAGCUCAUCAGCCAACGUCCGAUUCUCGCCCUCGCCUUCUGUCAUUGUCGACAACACUGCAACGCACAACAUCAUCAACACUCCAAAAGACGCCAGGCACCGUGGAAGGACUCGGCGGCGCCGUUCUCGCGAUUCGUCCUCUGCACGCAGGCGCCGACCGAUCAUAUACGCAGACGACGAUGAUCGGCCAGGACGCAUCCGCCGUCACCAUCAGACUCGAACCCGAACUCGUCAUUACGCGCCAGCCCAGCGCCGACUCUACGACUCUUCGUCCUCAUCAGAGGACUUUCGUGGCCGACGACGGAAACGAACAGGUAGGCGUGGAGGGCGUCGAUCGAGCAGCAGUGAGCGCAGAUGGGGGAGGAGGCGGCGGAGUCGGAGCAGAGGGCAUCGUGGAGACCGACGGCACUACAGAUCGAGAUCGAGAGAGCGAAGAAGAAAGUCGUCCGAGCGCGGGUGGUUGGGGAGAUUGCUGA
Molecule: messenger RNA, 546 nt
Organism: Cyphellophora attinorum
Lineage: Eukaryota; Fungi; Ascomycota; Eurotiomycetes; Chaetothyriales; Cyphellophoraceae
Exons: 1
Coding region: 1-546 (181 amino acids)
Source: RefSeq, a predicted model, not a curated record